Gryllus bimaculatus (two-spotted cricket) is the source of this 3085-nucleotide messenger RNA. Lineage: Eukaryota; Metazoa; Arthropoda; Insecta; Orthoptera; Gryllidae. The record is from the annotation of a GenBank genome assembly.
AUGGACUCGAAUGGAGAUGGGGAAGAAGAGGAGCCAGGCGCCUCCUUGCGCGAGCCGCACCACGCGCCGAAACCGCGAACGGGGCGGCGCCGGCGCCAUUUGCAUUUUUGCUGCGACUUAGCCAACUUGGCGGCCGUCACCAGGUCACCUCAGCCACCACCGGAGGAGGCUCUGGCGUGGGCGACGCUGUUCGGGGGCCCCGUGGCGGUGGUUGACGGCGGCGGGGGCGGCGGUCGCUGGGCCGCCUCCUUGCACGCCCACGCCCAAGCCCCGCUGCUCCUGUGGCGCGCUCCCAGCCUCUCCUUUGCCACCGCCAAACUUCCUGCGUGGCUGGAGAGCCAAGGCGGCUACGUGCUCACGGCGCCCACCGCUCAGCAUCUCAUCUGGUUGCUCACGAAACAAUCCCAGGACGCCAUUUCAAGCAGAGUCAGUGAGAUUCUGCUUCAUAAAAAACGUCCACUACAAUUCAGUUCUUUCGUGCCAAUACUAUUGGCUGUAACGCAAGAACCUGAAAAUAUUUUUACAACUCAAACUGCACCAAAGCCAAAGACGAGAGAUCAAAAUGAGGCAAGAAAAUUAUUUACUCAUUUAUGGAAGCGACACCAAUCUCUUCGUGGAUUUCUCGUGGUGGAGGACGAAUCAGGUUCAUGGCAAAAAUAUUAUCCAAAACACACUGUUCUAUCUGGAGAAGUGAAAGUAGAAAUCACUCAGGCAAUCUCUAGGUCAACAAAAAAAUUUUCAACCACUGAGUUUCCGAAAUUUCUAAGAGGAGCAUAUAUCAGCAUAUUCUACCCGUCGUGCUUGCUAGAUUACACUCAAAUCGAUGUACGCCCUCUGGGUAUUUCCUCCGAAAUGAUUGGACCCCAUCUGAGAUUCCUGUACGAACUUCACAGGCGUCUUCAUUUCUUCUUUGUAAGGGACCACGAUCUUCGUGUCCAGGAGAACAAAUUGUGCAAGCCCAGCAAAAACAGAAGUAUCCUCUUCGAAAACUGGCUUAUUUCGACGGCGUUCACUGAGCUCGUGCUGGGCCGCAUUCAGUUCCUGGGCAUGCCCUUGGACGUGAUGAACGACGCCCCCGGCGACAUCAUCGCCGCCUCGUUGACUGGCAACGUCGUCACCGCCGUCGUGCCCCGCGCCCGCCCGCUGCCGGCGUGGGACGUUUGUACACGCUGAUGACACACCCAACUUUCUAUCCUGAAAUAGAUACAUUGGAACAACUAGUCGACUCAGGAAUGCCCGUGAUGACCUGGAGAGUCGGGGUGAUGCAGAAACUCGCUCACCCAAACCCUGCCUUAUCCGUCAGUGCCAUAGAAAUGACAACACUAAAAAGACUGACCAAGCAGCUUCGACUGGAAGGAAACGCGAUGAGCGUCGUGCAGCGGCUAGACGGGCACGACGUGCACGCUGUGAUAGACGUCGCCACUGAUGUGAAGCAAUUGCUUUUAACGUACCCGCGACUCGGCAUACGAUACCAUAUCUUGAAACAGGGUGUUCAUGUUUUUUAUUCUGCCCUGUUUGUUCGCAGGAACUGGCCAUGGAUUGAUGCAUUUCAGAUUGAAAUAUUGCGUUUCAAGUCCGCAGGCCUUCCAAACUUCUGGCAACAGGAUUUCAAUCGUAAGAACAUAUUUAUUCAGCGGAUACUAAGCCAAAAGAAGAGAGCUUUAAAUUUUGAUUCAGAGCUCGUAGAGGAGAAAGACGUAGAGGCGUUCUCCUUGACUGUGGUGCUCCCGCAUUUGCAACUAUUAGGUGCAGGACUAAUACUCGCAAUACUUAUAUUUGUCGGUGAAAUUUGUUUCGAUAGAAGACGUCAAAAGGCAGCACAUAACCCUGUCUGCAGAAAUAUGACCAUUAAUUUCUUGAUAAAAAAGUAAGACUAUUAUGAAACAAAAUGUCUACUUUGCAAGCCUAGAUAGUCAAGGUCGCUUAGGCUCGAAGGGUCGCGGGUUCGAAGCCCGCGACUCUCGCAUGGAUAUUUAUGGAUGUUUGUAUUGUCCUUACGUGUUACUCCUACAGUUAAACCGUUCACAGUGGUCAUUAUCUGUCCAAGAUGUUAAAAAGUGAUAUAAAAAAAUCUAUAUUUGGAUAAAGAGUCAACAAAGUAGUAAAGAAUGGAGUUCAUAUAAAAAUGUAGAAAAUUUACGUACACAUUUUGUUGAUAGAAAUGUAAAAUGAAAUUUCUGCUGGAGACAUUUCAGUGGAGCUUGAAAAAUAUAAACAAAACUUGUAAAGGAUAAUAAACUUGCUCACUGAGUAUGCUUUAGGAACUAGAAAUACAUAAAAAAUUGAAUGUGGCUCCCAUGGCAGUUCAAGAAGGGUCAAGUGACCCGUGACUCCCGAAAUUUUGUUCAAAUAAUUGAUAACAUUUUGAAGGAUGGCAUUCAAAAUAUUAUAAUUUGAUAAUUUGUCCAGACGUUAAUGAUUAGCGUGUGAGACGUAUUACAUUCUGACGUCCCUUGAACUGUUAGCAAUAUUUUUAGUCAAUAAUAAUACACGACACAAUACUGUGAUUCACUCUCAAUAAUUAUCCUAGAUAUUACUUAAUGUAGUUUGCUAUCGUUUUCGUAAAUCCCUGCUUUCACAUGGUAGUAUAGGAUAUGAAUUUAAUAUCUACGCGCAUUUUGAAUGUUUCUUUUAAAUGUCCGAAACAUUCUACGUUCAGCAACAGAGCCAUAUCGAAUGCCUAGCAAGGUACGAACACAACAGAUCAUAAUAUGUUGGCUUAUUUCAAUGUUGUGUGAAACCUAUUAUUUAUCAUACAGAUAAAUGGAGGGUUAAUGUGAAAUUUCUGUUUUGGGAAACCGAGAAACCAUGCUCUACACGAUUAAUUGAGGCAGUGUGAUAUAAACUUUCAUUCGGAUCGCAGUGUGGACCUCGUAAUCUGACACGCGCGUCGCUCUGAAUCUUGGGUUUACGAAUCAAAAGCUACAACUUUGAAGGAAAUACGGUCAGGCCUGAAUGGAACGAAAUCGCAAAGUAUAUAUAAUGGAUGUAUGCAAUGGCUGUGCCUCCAUUAUCUUCUCCUAUAACUCUGUAUUCGAUUAACUGUCCAUAUUCACGUUAAGUUACGAUUCUAACGGUUGAAUAU